This is a messenger RNA of Penaeus vannamei (Pacific white shrimp), 1884 nucleotides long. The record is from RefSeq and is a predicted model, not a curated record. NCBI's taxonomy places the organism in Eukaryota, Metazoa, Arthropoda, Malacostraca, Decapoda, Penaeidae.
GUCACACGAGUGCUGAUAUCGGACAGCCGUCUCGCGGAUUCGAACAAGACGUGGCAGGAAUGCUGGCGGAAAUGCUCCCUGAUCCACAUCACAGGGGGGGAGGUCCCGAUACAAGCCAUGAGGGACACCGUCUUGGCAUCCCUGAGGACAAUCUUGCAGCAGGAAAAGAGGUCCAGCGAGAAGAAGUGGAUCGUGAUGGUGAUGGCGGGCUUUUACAACAUCAUGCUCGGGAAUUGCUCCGCGGAAAGUGUUUUGAAAGACCUCUUGGCUCUGAGGGGGGACGUGUUGAAGAUCCUGCCUCCCGGAACGGUCGUGGUGUUGGGUACGGUCCCGGGGGUGUACAGGAAGCAGCUCGGCGGCCAAAAGAGAGCGAAAAUGUUCAAUCACGUGAACGACAUGAUCACGAAGAAGAACCAGCGCUUCAACAGGGACGUGGCGGUCAUUCUGUCCAACCACGGCAAGAAGAGAUUUUCCGAAGUCGUCGAAAGUGCCAGCGAGAUCACGAAAAUGGUCGAGGACAUCCACAAGUGCUUCCUUCUGUGCACUCAGUUGGUCACUCAUCCCGCGACUUCCGCCUCGACCAAAGAUUCCCCCGCUGGCGCCGCUCCGUCGGGAAAAGGAUCUUCAAGAGCAUCCGCGUCGGUUUCUGAAAAGACGGUCCCUCUGCCUGGGAGUCAUGCACAACCAAAAGAGACGGAGGAAACAGAUAAAAACAAUUUAUCAAAUGCAUCCGUGCUCUACGAGGACAGCAAUGUUGAAGUGGUAUAUGUGCCAAGUCAAGGAGGCGCCAGCACAGAAAAGGCGUCCUUCGUAUUGGCGUCGGAUAAUCGCCUGAGAAACGUCAGGCUCGCUUGGACUUCGGAGUUCCCUCUGGUCCACGUCCUCGGGAAGGAAAGGCCCGCGAGAGACCUGCAGGAGGGCUUCGCAACGGCGCUGACGAGGCUGCUAGUCGAAGAGAAUUUAUCGAGCGUCAGGAGACUGGUGGUCCUGGUGUCAGCCGGUUCCUACAGCAUCAUCAAAGGGUGUCAUGACCCCGACAGCAUCUUGGGAGAACUCUGGGAUCUGAGGGUGGCCAUAGAGCGGGUUCUGCCGCCUGGUGCCAUCACAGUCGUCAGCACUCUCCCUUGCACGUCAGGAAAGGGCCUGACGAAAAAGGCGCAGGCCAGAGCGAGCGAAAUGUUUACACAAGUGAACCAGCUGAUGACGGACUAUUAUCGCCAGCAAAUUCCCGCUCAAGCCGUCAAGGUUGUUUCAGCAUUCGGCACCAAAAGGGUCUCCAUUGUUUUGACGAAAGCGGAGGUUUCGAAGCUCACCCUCCCGCUCGAGACUUGCUUCAAGUACUUCUCCGAACCGGCACUGUGCUGUUUCUGCCUUGUCAAGUCGAGCAAGCUGUCGACGUCGUACACGAAGGGGAGUUUUUGUAUGGCGUGUGACAGGUGCCUCUUUGCACUCUCUGCACCCGAGUUGGCAGUUGCGAAGGACGGCGAGCAGCUGCAAGUCCCCAGCCAGCCGGAGCCUGAGGAGCACGAAGGGCAUGAGGAGGAGGACCUGGGCUGGCAGAAGAUCUUCCAGAUGAAAGCCUGCCUGAAGAAGAAGGAACCCUUCACCAUGGUCUCCCUGGCCGACGCCCUCGCUGGCCUCCUCGCCGUCGCCUACGACAAGGACUUAUUCGCUUUGCUGAAGAAGGUCCUGAAGGAGGAGGCGACGGGCGUGGGCGUCCUCUCGAGCUGCACCUACAACGACAUCGCUUUCCUGGGCAUCACGGGGGAGCGAGCGGUCAACCUGAACCUGAACCGCCACGUACCCGAAGACCAGGGGGAGGUCCUCGUAAGCGCCGCGGUCGUCAUCAGGGACUGUCUGCGGGCGCUCGUGUCUCAGGGCUAG